Lampris incognitus (smalleye Pacific opah) is the source of this 6754-nucleotide messenger RNA. It is a transcript of the gene grk6, whose product is annotated as G protein-coupled receptor kinase 6. The transcript is spliced from 16 exons. Gene Ontology annotation, cellular component: plasma membrane; cytoplasm. The coding region runs from base 336 to 2063 and encodes 575 amino acids. Gene Ontology annotation, molecular function: G protein-coupled receptor kinase activity; ATP binding. Lineage: Eukaryota; Metazoa; Chordata; Actinopteri; Lampriformes; Lampridae. The record is from RefSeq and is a predicted model, not a curated record. Gene Ontology annotation, biological process: signal transduction; protein phosphorylation; regulation of signal transduction.
CGUUGAUCUUAACGCGGCGGUUCUCGGCAGGAGCCGGGCGUGGUCAGAGCGGAAGAACAAGUUGAAAAAAGAAAGAGAAAGUGGAGAAGCAGAGAGAAGGAGGCAGAGGGAAGGAGGCAGAGGGACGGAGCGAACAGGCGGAGUCGCGGCCGCAUGAACCGACGCCGCGCGGAGGAGCGGAGCCUUCAUAUUUUCGGACGAGGAGGAGGCGUUGAUGGAGGAAGUCUUAUAGGAGAACAAACUGAUUUUCAGCCCGCGGAGGAGGAGGAGGAGGAGGUGUUGGUGGGGGGGAGGAGGAGGAGGAGGCCGGGCCUGCGAACAGAACCGGGACAGACAUGGAGCUGGAGAACAUCGUGGCCAACACUGUCCUGCUGAAGGCCCGGGAAGGAGGUGGCGGAAACCGAAAAGGGAAGAGUAAAAAAUGGAAGCAAAUGCUACAGUUCCCCCAUAUCAGCCUGUGUGAGGAGCUACGACAAACCACAGAGAAGGACUACACCAGCCUGUGUGAGAGGCAGCCCAUUGGACGGCUGCUCUUCAGGCAGUUCUGCGAGACGCGGCCGGAGCUCCGCCGAUGUGUGAAGUUCCUGGACGCCGUGGCAGAAUAUGAGGUGACGCCGGACGAGAAGAGGAAGGCCUGCGGGCAGGAAGUCCUGGACAAGUACUUCAGCUCAAAGUCAGAGGACCACGUUCCAGAGGUAGAAGACUCCAUGGUAACUCAGUGUGUCCAGAGACUGGAGCAGGAGGCCUGCAAAGAGCUCUUCAAGGAGUGUACCAAAUUGAUCCAUGACUACCUGAGCGUGGCUCCCUUCACAGACUACAUCGACAGCAUGUACUACAACAGAUUCCUCCAAUGGAAAUGGCUGGAGAGCCAACCGGUCACGAAGAACACGUUCCGACAGUACCGGGUGUUGGGAAAGGGAGGCUUCGGAGAGGUGUGUGCGUGUCAGGUACGAGCCACUGGGAAAAUGUACGCCUGUAAAAAGCUGGAGAAGAAGAGGAUCAAGAAGAGGAAAGGGGAGUCCAUGGCCCUCAAUGAGAAGCAGAUCCUUGAGAAAGUCAACAGUAGAUUUGUGGUGAGUUUGGCGUACGCCUACGAGACGAAGGACGCCCUGUGUCUGGUGUUGACUCUGAUGAACGGCGGGGACCUCAAGUUUCACAUCUACCACAUGGGAGAGGCCGGCUUCGAGGAAAAGAGAGCCAUCUUUUACUCGGCCGAGAUCUGCUGUGGCCUGGAGGACCUCCACCGGGAGAGGAUAGUCUACAGGGAUCUGAAGCCAGAGAACAUCCUGCUGGAUGAUCAUGGCCACAUCAGGAUAUCAGACUUGGGCCUGGCCGUCCAUGUACCAGAGGGUCAAACCAUCAAGGGACGAGUAGGGACCGUUGGAUAUAUGGCUCCGGAGGUGGUGAAAAACGAGCGCUACACCUUCAGUCCUGAUUGGUGGGCACUGGGCUGCCUGCUGUACGAGAUGAUCGAGGGCCAGUCGCCCUUCCAGCAGAGGAAGAAGAAGAUCAAGAGGGAGGAAGUGGAGCGUCUGGUCAGAGAGGUGGAGGAGGAAUACUCCAACAAGUUCUCGGAGCAAGCCAAGUCCCUCUGCAAAAUGCUGCUGGCUAAAGACCCCACAGAGAGGCUUGGCUGCCAAGGGGAUGGCGCUUCAGAGGUCAAAGGUCAUCCCAUCUUCCGUUCCAUCAACUUCAAACGACUUGAGGCUGGCAUGCUGCAGGCGCCCUUCGUCCCUGACCCCCAGGCCAUCUACUGUAAAGACGUGCUGGACAUCGAGCAGUUCUCCACGGUGAAGGGAGUCGAGCUGGAGGCUAAAGACGAGUCCUUCUACAGCAAAGUUUCUACCGGCAGCGUGUCCAUUCCCUGGCAGCACGAGAUGAUUGAGUCGGAGUGUUUCGCGGAGCUGAAUGUUUUCUACCAGGAUGGGUCAGUUCCUCCUGAUCUGGACUGGAGGGGUCAAACCAGCCCUCCUCCCAAACAGGGCCUGCUGCAGAGACUGUUCGGCCGACAGGACUGCUGUGGGAACUGCAGCGACAGCGACGAGGAGCCCGCCAGGCUGUGACAAAAAACGAACCCCGCCACAAACACACACCAACACCCCCCCCCCACACACACACACACGUAUACACGAACACAUGUACAGAGAGAUGCCUCAACUUCCAAGCCUCACACACACACACACACACACACACACACACACACACACACACACACACACACACACACACACACACACACACACACACAGAGGUUCUAAUUUGUUUACAACUUUUGCACAUUUGUAUUUUCUAAGUCGAUCUGUAUCUGUAUAUACGUGUGGGAAUGUACGUGUUCAGCUCGGCCAUGUUGGAUUGAUUUAAAGCGAGGGGGGGCGAGGGGGGCGGGGGGGCGUGCUGAGGGCCUGGCGACCCACACAAACCGCUGGCCUGCCGGCGGGUUUUUAACUGAUCCACGUGGAUGUUAGCUGAGCGGCCACGCUCCCUCGUUCAUCCAAAGACUCAUGUUCACAUCUGAGAUCCAGCAGCUGCCCCUCGUUGUCCGCUGUUCCUCUUCAACACAGUGCCUUGCUCAAGGACGCCUCAGCAGCAUCUGCCGAGGAAAGAGAGAGCGAUACCACUUUCCUCCGCCCAGACGUUUCUCCGUUGGUUCGCUCGGGUUUGGAACCAGCAACCUUGUGGUUUCGGCCACAGCUAAACCCGAUUCUGGUCGCUAACAGGGCGGGAUCAGGUCUGUGGUCUGAUCCGGCUCUCGACGUCACUCUUUUCUUUUCUGAUCGUUUUAUUUCUCCUUCCGAGUCGUCCGGGUGCGCGACUGAGCCCAGAAGGCCGUGGCGUCGUGUCCACAGAGGAGACGGUCACACCCAGGAGGUCCACAGGGAGGUCUCACUUCAGUGUGCUGGUCGAGGUCUAGUCAUCCAGAUCCGGUUUUAUGACGUCAUAAACCUUUAAUCGCAUCCAUUAUUGGCAGUGCCUGUUGUGCCCCCGCACCUCCCGGUUUGAGCCUGUUGCUGCUCUCCUCACCGCGCUGAGCCUGACCACCGCCACACUUACUCAUCUUAUUUCUUUACUUUCAAUCCCGAAUACUGAGAAGCGGCCCUGCCGGGCCACGCAGGUGCGGGUGCUGGAGGGUGUCGUGGUGUAAACCGCGCUGGACCCACUGGGAAGCGCCGAGGGAGAUGGUGUCGAGACGGCUGCGUUUCCUGAAAAUGAUCUAAAAACAAAGAAACGUUGGUUUGAAGUGUCAGGUCUGAAUUUCUGACCGCUGUCUCACAAGAGGUCGGCGACGGUAAGCAGCAGGAGCACGGUCCCCCUCUGGACGCCAGCGUCCCCCAUAACACGGCCACUGUAAGGGAAUUUAAAGUCACGCGACUCUCAUCCCCUUUUGUUGGGGUUCAUUUCUGCUGACGUUUUGGUGCGGUCACGUCCACAAAACCAGAACCCGUGCAUCAUUCCACACCGAAGGCCCAUCUGAACAUGACAGGGAACUGGUGGGAAUCGCCCUGGAAUGUGCACGGCCUCCUCCUCCUCUUACUCAUUAAAGCGUCAUUGUGUGGCGCAGGGGUUAGCGCGGUCGCCUCACAGCGAGAAGGUCCUGGGUUCGAGCCCCGGGGGAGUCCAACCUCGGGGGUCGUCCCAGGUCGUCCUCUGUGUGGAGUUUGCAUGUUCUCCCCGUGUCUGCGUGGGUUUCCUCCGGGCGCUCCGGUUUCCUCCCACAGUCCAAAGACAUGCAGGUCAGGUGACUCCGCCGUACUAGAUUGUCCCUAGGGGUGGACGUGUGUGACGGCCUGGCGGCCUGUCCAGGGUGUCUCCCCGCCCACCGCCCGAUGACUGCUGGGAUAGGCUCCGGCAUCCCCGCGACCCUGAGAGCAGGAUAGGCGGUUUGGAUAAUGGAUGGGUGGGUGGGUGGUUGUGAUGAUCCACUUCAUGUUAUUGUAGUCCUGUGGUGUGGCUCGGUGGAGUCCAGGAUCCUCUGGAAACGGACUGACGGCUGCUGGUUUUCUGUCGUCUGGGCUUCAGCGAGGUCUUCGGGAGCCCUGCAGAAACAACUUUGCUUUAAUGUACUUUCUGUAUUUGUGCAAGUCAACUAAACGUAAACAUUUCACUGCCAACAGGUGUACUGGUGUAGUAGAAGUACUCCAGAUUACACAAGUACUCACUACUACCGAGUCAGUGUCGGAUCUGAAACGUAGAGUAAUGCAACAGUAUAUUUAUAAGUAUGUUUUAGUUCCCCACAGUUGGUAUUGUAGGGAAUUCGAGGGGCAGCCGGGAACUGCCGCAGCCUGGAACUGCCGCAGCCUGGAACUGCCGCAGCCGGGACACGAACCCGGGUCUCCCGCACCACGGGCAACUAGCUUAACCAGUCGACUAAAGGGUCCGACCCGUUAGCCCAGGGCUAGCGAGUCUAUUCAUCCGUGAUCCCUACAGUAUACUUUUUGUACCUGUGCAUACGUAAUAACACGUAUGUACUGUAAGUACACCAUUAUUUCAAUAAGGGGAAGUAGAAAACCAGCAGCACUCAGGGUUUCUACUCGGGUUCUACUCGGUGUCGACGUCCUCCGUGUUGGUUUGAAAGGAGGAUGGCCGUGUGCACGAAAGGAUGGCGAAUAACAUGCAACGGGACAGUUGUGUAUGGAUGGUGUGAGCAGUCGACCAGGUUAUCUUUAUCAUCUCCCGAGACAUUUCGGUGUCAGGAACCACGUGGACCUCUCUUAACGGGUCUGUUUGGGUGCCGCCGGUGCAGUUGUUCAGGACUGAAGCGUUGUUCCUGGUUUGGUUUUGGGUCGGACGCUGAAGCAGAACCAGCAGAAGUCCAGUGAACCCCUUUUAAGAGUUCUCCUUCAAAAGGCUGCUUACUCGUUUGAUGUGGGAGAAGAAGUGGGUAGCUAGGUUUAGGAUUCUACGUCUGUAAGUUCUGACUUGAUCCGUUGUGUACGCCACGUCAUCCUCUGCUACAGAACUGCGGGGGUUUGCCGUGCCAUCCCACUCCUGCAAAUGCAAAAGAGAAACCCCCUUCUCGACCCGUCAUGUAGAAACCUCUAGCCACCGGCUGCUGCAGCCUGUCCAAGUCACGUCUUCUCAGUAGAGCUCAAAAGAAUAAACGCAGUCAAACAUCCACCUUUCUGACUUGUGGUCCGGGAACCCCCCUGUGGCUGAAAGUGGAAGUGAAUUUGGCUGUGCUUCCAAAUGGCUGCAGCGGGCUCAUGGUUCUGGUGGGUCUACAUCUGUAUGACCACCUGACCACCAUGAAGCUUCUCAUCGGUACAUGUUUGCUGUACUCUCAGAACAGGGUGAAGGACACCAGGCACAUCUCUUGAGUGUUUGGUGCAGUUGGCCGCCGGCAGUCGUCUGACCUUCUCAUCACACGCGAGGUCAUGAAGGUUAAUAUAGAGGCGUUUUCAUUUAAACCCACUAGACAGUAGGACCUAUGGUGCACAGUGUCCACAGACAACUGAAGGUUGCUGAUGCUACAACCACAACUGUUGUUUGUGUAGUUUUAGCAAACAGGGGUGAAGGAACAGCAAACUCCUCCUCAGCUCCAAGACUGUCAACAUUUUAAAUCAACCAAUCAAAAAAAGGAUUUCCAGAGUCGGAGACAGUUUGCCACGAAAUGAGUUAAGAAGCAAACUACUUCUAAGUAAUGCCGGUGACCCUAGAAAGGCCUGAGAUCAUUUACAACGCCCUCCUCUGCACUCUCCUCCUCUCUCUUUGGUACCUCAUGUGACUAAAUCUGUUUCCACGACAACGUCGGUUUGUGACGCGUUGAACUCAUGACGGGAAAAUCACCCCUGGUGGUGAAUACGAGGAUAACAAGACUGAGCGAGGGGACGACUGGAAUGAAAAGACUUCAAACCUUCUACGGAACUGUGAAUCCCUGGGCUCAACCCCCCCCCCAUAAUCCAUGAACUUUGAACUCUGACUCGUCUCUCCAGUGACGUUUGAACAGACGGAGAGAUGAUGGAGGUAACUCUGAAGGGGGGGGGGGUCACAAAUGGCCUUCGUGGAACCCUCAAGCCUGCAUUCCAGCCAGCCUGCCCGCCUGUACAGUGUAAACUACUGCCCCUCCUGCUCCACCUCACCCAUCACCUCCCUGUCCUGCAGGUUUAAGUAACGAUAACCGCUGUGAUCAUAAAGCUGUGCUUGUGUGUGUGUGUGUGUGUGUGUGUGUGUGUGUGUGUGUGUGUGUGUGUGUGUGUGUGUGUGUGUGUGUGUGUGUGUGUGUUUCCUCUCGUGUGUUGUGAACACUGUAAGAAGAGAGGGCGUCUGCGUUGAACCACGUGUCAUCACUUUCCUUGCAAUGCACUGAUCUGUCUGUUUCUGUGUGUGUGCGUGUGUGCGUGUGUGUGCGUGUGUGCGUGCGUGUGUGUGCGUGUGUGUUGCCGUUCUACAGGUAGACAUGUUUAACGUUGUCGAGCCUGGACUGAUAAAGGCUGAGACGAUAAAGUUUUGUUAUUUCGAAGCGAAGUUUCCCUCUGGUACAUUUAUAUGAAAGACCCUCUUCCUCACUCGAGUUUACUGCUCAAUGUUGUAUAAAAGAGUCUCUCAUUUGCCUUUGUUAUGAAAACUGUCAACUUGUGUUGCAAGCAAAUGACUCAUUCAUGCCCAAUACCGAGUAUUUCUCCAUGGACUUUAAUUAAAGUUGAAUUGUCAUGCCAGCAGCUCUGCGGUGAAGUUACUCGCGUGUGUCCAUGGGCGAUAUUUCUGGAAAACUCUUCAAGUCCACUUCCCUGCUGCUUGGUGGAGCCCCAGGCCUGAU